This is a messenger RNA of Pelobates fuscus (common spadefoot toad), 856 nucleotides long. RefSeq names its product cofilin-2-like. Gene Ontology annotation, cellular component: actin cytoskeleton; cytoplasm; actin cortical patch. The record is from RefSeq and is a predicted model, not a curated record. Lineage: Eukaryota; Metazoa; Chordata; Amphibia; Anura; Pelobatidae. Gene Ontology annotation, molecular function: actin filament binding. Bases 140 to 640 code for a protein of 166 amino acids. Gene Ontology annotation, biological process: actin filament fragmentation; actin filament severing. The transcript is spliced from 4 exons.
UACAGCUGGACUUCCUUUCUCUCAGUCUGCUCGUUCCUGCGGCUGUGUGUCUCGACUCUCCUCCUUUGUCACUGGAUUUUUAGCCAAUUUGGGAAUAAAUUCACCCCGGAUAUAACGCUCUCCUCGCACAAGCCAAGUCAUGGCAUCUGGUGUGAAAAUAAAUGAUAAGGUGGUCCAAGUCUUCAAUGACAUGAAGGUGAGGAAAUCUUCCACUCCAGAGGAGAUCAAGAAGAGGAAGAAGGCAAUCCUGUUCUGCAUGAGCCCUGACAAUAAGGAAGUAAUUUUGGAGCAAGAUAAGCAGAUCUUGGUGGGAGACAUUGGUGACACAGUUGAAGAUCCUUACAAGGCCUUUGUCAGUCUUCUACCACUUACCGACUGCCGAUAUGCACUGUAUGAUGCUAGUUAUGAAACCAGAGAGACCAGGAAAGAGGACCUCGUCUUUAUUUUCUGGGCUCCUGACAAUGCAUCUCUGAAAAGCAAAUUGAUAUAUGCUGCCACCAAAGAUGCACUUAGGAAAAAAUUUCCUGGUAUAAAACAUGAAUGGCAGGUAAAUGGUUUGGAUGAUAUUAAAGACCGUUGUGCCCUGGCAGAGAAACUCGCGGGAAGUACGGUGGUCUCACUUGAAGGGAUUCCACUAUAAUCUCAUUACCACCUUGCAGUAAACAGCUGGUAAUCGAUUUCUAUUCGGACCAUAGAGAAGAGUAUAGCUUCAUAUUGUUUUUUUUACUUUACUAACUUUUGUCUUCUCAUGAUUUCCUUCCUUCCAAGCCUAAUUGUGUUUUUUGAGAAAAUUUGAAAUGUUAACACACCACAAAAAUAAAACAUUCCUUAAUAAAGUUAUAACAAAUAGAACAGA